This is a messenger RNA of Fusarium tjaetaba, 915 nucleotides long. Its product is annotated as CAAX prenyl protease 2. Bases 1 to 915 code for a protein of 304 amino acids. Gene Ontology annotation, biological process: CAAX-box protein processing. Lineage: Eukaryota; Fungi; Ascomycota; Sordariomycetes; Hypocreales; Nectriaceae. Gene Ontology annotation, cellular component: endoplasmic reticulum membrane. Gene Ontology annotation, molecular function: metalloendopeptidase activity. The transcript is spliced from 3 exons. The record is from RefSeq and is a predicted model, not a curated record.
AUGUCUAUCUUGAGCUCUGCGGGGUUCGCACCGCCUCAAGCCGUAGCCUUGCUGGUCGUCUAUUGUCUCGUCUACGUCAUCCCUCUCUACUUCUCAGCUGCAACAAGGCCUUCGCCCACUCGCUCUAGAGAUGCCCCUGAGGCUAUCCGCGCACGCAUCUUUGUCGUCUCACUCUCAACGGCGGCAUGCUCCCUCGUGACGCUAUAUCUACUCUCGUCUCACGGCGCAAUUGCCGUUGAGAAGCCCUUGCACUUCAUGGGCUACUGGCCACCGGGGCUCAUAGAUGCUGCUCGUGCGCUUUGGCUCACGGCCCUGCUGUUUGCAGGCCCCUUGUAUGAGUCUCUCGUCAUCGACGGCGCGGCUCAUCAAUGGCUUAACCUUCAGCCUCUGAGGGAUCUGUGGACUGACUGGCCAACCUGGAGAAACAUGGUAGCGGGUCCUAUUACCGAAGAAUGCUUGUUCCGUUCUGCUGGUGUUCCACUACUUCUCCGUUCUGGAGCCAGCCUAACUGGCACUAUCUUCAUGUCGCCGCUCAUCUUCGGCCUGGCUCACCUUCAUCACUUUUAUGAGUUCCGUAUCACUCACCCACGGACUCUUCUCCCUGUGGCUAUUGCACGGUCAUUACUUCAGCUGUCGUACACGUCCUUGUUCGGAGCAUACGCCACUUUCUUAUUUUUAAGAACUGGUAGCUUGCUGGCCGUUGUGCUCGUGCACACCUUUUGCAACUGCAUGGGCCUUCCACGUCUUUGGGGCCAGCUUGAUCCUCACUGGCUGCCAGAGGGUGAUCCGUCCGUAGCCUCGUCUAGAAAGAUGUGGACUGUUGUUUAUUACGUACUUUUGGUGGGCGGCUUAGUUGCUUGGUGGCAGAAUUUGUACUCGUUGACCGAGACACCGAUGGCGCUGGCCAAGUUCUAA